Messenger RNA from Myripristis murdjan (pinecone soldierfish), 2123 nucleotides. RefSeq names its product angiotensinogen (gene agt). Lineage: Eukaryota; Metazoa; Chordata; Actinopteri; Holocentriformes; Holocentridae. The transcript is spliced from 7 exons. Gene Ontology annotation, molecular function: serine-type endopeptidase inhibitor activity. Bases 210 to 1595 code for a protein of 461 amino acids. Gene Ontology annotation, biological process: regulation of systemic arterial blood pressure by renin-angiotensin; regulation of apoptotic process. The record is from RefSeq and is a predicted model, not a curated record.
AAAGCUGGUGGUGAGUCAUGGCAGCAGAGCCCCUGACUCAAUGCUACACUGGUUAAUCAGUAACCAAAAUGGGAGAGCUGAGGCAGGCUGGCUGGGUUAAAGCAGGGGAGCAGAGCAGUGGGGCGCUCACUCUCCACCUCACUCAGCAGCAGCAGCAGCAGCACAUGAAGAAUUUACUGUGAGGUGAUUUGACUGUCAAGGAAGCCAAAAUGCAGAGACUCUGGUCCCCUCCUCUCCUCCUCCUACUUUACUGCUGCCUCUCAGGAAGCCAAGCCAAUCGUGUGUACGUUCAUCCCUUCUAUCUCUUUGCCGGUGAAAAUGUCAGCUGUGAGACUCUGCAGACCCAGACUACCAAGCCUCUUCAGACGCUUCCUGUGGCAUCCCUUGAUAUCGAAGUCCUAACGCCGGACAGCAGGGACACGUCAGGCCAGGAUGGGCAGAACAUCACCCAGAGAACGGCCGUUCUGGCAGAACUCUUGAACUCUCUGGGCCUGAGGAUGUACCAGGCACACAGCAGCAAGCAUCAAGGUGCCAACAUCCUCCUCUCUCCUGCCAACACCUACGGCUCUCUCGUCACUUUCUACCUGGGCGCCUCCAAGAAGAUUGCGGGCUCAUACCAGGAAAUCCUGGGCCUGGGCAGAGAAACUGAUCAAGAGGACUGCGUGUCAUUAGUCGACGGGCACAAAGUACUGAAGACCCUGCAAAACAUCAACUCUCUGGUGGAUGAUGGCCCCAAAGACGAGAUAACCACCCAGGUCUGGGCCUUCACUCGCCAGGACGCCCAUUUAUCGGAGGAUUUUAUUCAAGGCACAAAGGAUUUCUCAGACUCGUCGUUCAUCCGCGGUGUGGACUUCUCCAAACCUGAGGAGGCCGGGGAGCUGGUGAACAGCUUUGUGGAGAAGACGUCAGGCGGGAAGGUGAAGAGCGUCUUCAAAGAUCUGAGCUCCGGCAGCAACCUUCUGUUCAUCAGUUCCUUUAAUUUCAAAGGUAACUGGAAGACAGCCUUCCAACCAGAGAGAACGUCCCUGCAGGAGUUUCAUGUGAAUGAAACGACCACAGUGAUGGCUCCGCUGAUGACCCAUACGGGCCAGUACCACUACCUGAACGACAAGAUGCGGCAGUGCACAGUUGUGAAGCUGCCUCUGAGUAAGCGGUCCUACAUGUUGCUGGUCCUGCCUCAUGAAGGAGCCAGCCUCCACAACAUCGAGACCCAUCUUCGUAGCGACAUCAUCUCUGAGUGGCACAAGAACCUCAAGGAAGGUCUGCUGGAGCUGUCUCUGCCCAAGUUCUCCAUGUCAUCUCUGACCGAUCUGCACAGCCUGCUGAGCGACAUGAAUACAGAAUUAGAGAGCAAACUGCUGGGCUCUCAGGCUGAGUUCGCCCGGCUAAGCACCACUGAACCCUUCACUAUAGAUAAGGCCUUCAACAAGGUGUUGUUUGAGAUGUCCGAGGAGGGGGCAGAGCCUCAGGACAAGACCGAGGAAGCAGGCGUGCCUCUGAAGCUGACCAUCAACCGACCUUUCUUCUUCUCUGUCACAGAAGGAAACUCUAAUGCCAUCCUCAUGCUGGGCAAGGUCACCAAUCCCACACUCUGAGGUUACAACCCUAACCUCUGAUGGGUCUGAUGUAGCGAUCUCAUCUCUCUAUGGUGUUCUACCAUAAAACUUUACCCACUGAAGCUCAAGUUUCUGCAGGGCUUGAAAUCAAUCUCUUCGAAUAUCUCAUUUAGAUCACACCCACGCUUUCCACCUGAAUUAAUGUCCGCAGAUACGAGGAAAUGAAGCACGCACUCACUCAAGAAGGAUCCAUCAAUUUUCUGCAGUAUUAUGGCAAUUUGUCACCGCUGCCAAGCUGACAAACUGGUGGUGAUUAGAGUGACAGGCACUGAGGAUCCAUUCAUCAGUAUUUAUCAAAAACCUGUUGCUGUGAACUGAGCUGAAUCGCAUUAAAGCAGCAGGUUGAAAACAUACAUUUGUUUCCUCUGUAAAGUUUAUUAUAGCAGUGUUCUGUACAGUAUUUUUCCAUAGAGUAGGAACAGUAGGCACAAUUCUCUAUGAUGAAUGACUAAUACUUUGAAUAUUGUGUUCAUUAAGAAUUUAUUUUUGUUUUGUUAUGGUUUGUAA